Gekko japonicus is the source of this 1038-nucleotide messenger RNA. RefSeq names its product peroxiredoxin 1 (gene PRDX1). The coding region runs from base 84 to 683 and encodes 199 amino acids. Gene Ontology annotation, biological process: cell redox homeostasis; response to oxidative stress; leukocyte activation. The transcript is spliced from 6 exons. Gene Ontology annotation, cellular component: cytosol. Gene Ontology annotation, molecular function: thioredoxin peroxidase activity. NCBI's taxonomy places the organism in Eukaryota, Metazoa, Chordata, Lepidosauria, Squamata, Gekkonidae. The record is from RefSeq and is a predicted model, not a curated record.
GCGGGGCACACCCUAAAGAGCUGGAGCAGGCUGUGCGUUGCAGAAGCGAGUGUUGGCGUUUGCGGUUUCUUGUUCCUGCCAGAAUGUCAUCCGGAAAUGCUUAUAUUGGUAAGCCGGCCCCUGACUUCCAGGCCACAGCUGUAAUGCCUGAUGGACAAUUCAAAGAAAUCAAGCUCUCAGACUACAAAGGCAAAUAUGUUGUGCUGUUUUUCUAUCCGCUUGAUUUCACCUUUGUUUGUCCAACUGAGAUUAUUGCAUUCAGUGACAGAUCUGAGGAGUUUCGGAAAAUAAACUGUGAAGUGAUUGGAGCUUCUGUCGACUCCCACUUCUGCCACCUUGCCUGGAUCAACACUCCUAAGAAGCAAGGUGGCCUGGGUAGUAUGCACAUUCCCUUGGUAUCUGACACAAAGCGUGUGAUUGCUAAAGAUUAUGGAAUACUAAAAGAAGAUGAAGGCAUUUCUUACAGGGGUCUCUUUAUCAUUGAUGACAAAGGAACUUUACGCCAGAUCACAAUUAAUGAUCUCCCAGUUGGCCGUUCAGUUGAUGAAACACUCCGGCUAGUUCAGGCUUUUCAGUUUACAGACAAACAUGGAGAAGUGUGUCCUGCUGGCUGGCAACCUGGAAGUGACACAAUCAAGCCUGAUGUUCAGAAGAGUAAAGAGUAUUUCUCCAAGCACAAAUAAACGUGUUUCAUUUCUGUGUUUUGUACAAGGAAACUAUUAUGUAAUUUGUAUAAAAACAUAAGCCUGCCAUUGUUUAAAGAGUAACCCUAUUGUGUGAGCUAAGAUAUUUACAACUACAUUUCAUAAGCCAUUUAUUUCAAAUCAGUCUGACUGACAAGUACCAUGACACUGGAGUAAAUAGAUUACAAGUAAAAUUUAUUUGGCAGCAGCUAUUAAGUAUUGGGGAAAUUUACUUCCUUAUUUAUCUGUACUGCUAUAGAGAUUUUUUUCGUUUCUUGUGCUCACAUGGAUAAUUGAGGACCAGAUGGUUUUUCUAGUAUUUUGUAUUGUCAUUAAACUUGUGGGGAAAAUGGAA